This is a messenger RNA of Phacochoerus africanus (Common warthog), 3752 nucleotides long. It is a transcript of the gene CCR6, whose product is annotated as C-C motif chemokine receptor 6. Lineage: Eukaryota; Metazoa; Chordata; Mammalia; Artiodactyla; Suidae. Bases 1010 to 2137 code for a protein of 375 amino acids. Gene Ontology annotation, cellular component: membrane. The record is from RefSeq and is a predicted model, not a curated record. Gene Ontology annotation, biological process: chemotaxis; positive regulation of dendritic cell chemotaxis; immune response. The transcript has 3 exons. Gene Ontology annotation, molecular function: C-C chemokine receptor activity.
AGUGCGGGCAUUUUGUCUGGGUUUACGCUUCAUGCAACAGCCUCUCGUCCACAAUACUGUGUCCUUACCGUCUGGGGACUAGAACUAUGUUUUCAAGAGGCUCAUUUUCCCUCAAAAUGUACAGUAAGUGAUUUCACUCUGACUUUCCCUGUCUUGGAGCCUGGGGCUGGUUCGGGCAUUCCUUCGCAGGGUGAAUAUCCACAAGGCAUCGGUCUGGACGGAAAGACCGUCCUUUGUUUAACUACGUACACAAGGCCUUUGAAAAGCUAAACCUGAGCUAAGACAUGUUUUGGAGGUGAUGCGAAGAGUGACUUAUUCAGUGAAAGGCUGUGAGUGAGCAUCUCGAAUGGCUGGGCACCGAGCAAGAGGGAGCUGGUGAGGCAGUCACUGAAAAGACGUUGGCUGGGUGCAAAUUUGCAUGAGACUCAGUAAAAUACAGGGAAAGCUCUGAUAAUGGCUGCAAAUGCCACAAAGAUUAAGGAGUUUGUGUUUCAUAAAAGGCUACAUCAUGAUUUUUAAAGGCUUGGCCACAGAUUUCCUCCAAAACCUAUGCCGUGGCAGAAAAUAGACACUGUAGCAAUCAAUACUGUAAGGAAAGAAAUGCCAGGUCUGAAUGAAUCACUAAGUCUUGAAAUGAUGAGAGAGAUGAGAUAUAAUUUCUGUAAAUAAAAAUGUAAAAUCGAGCUUCCAAAGUGCAAAAAGGACCAAAAGAAAAAAGAAAGAAAAAAAAACCCCUAUAUACAAAUCACUGGAAAAAACCUUCUGGCUUCUUUCUUAACCACUGUGUCAAAAGCAGAAGGAAGGCAGCGCGGAGUUUCAGAUGUUCAUCUAAAAAAGGAGAAAACCCUGAGUGCCCGUGAUUCAGACGAAUUAAGAGAGCAGGCACUGAACGCGUACCUACCUUGGUAGAAGAUUGCCUCCUCUCCUGCCGUCUCCGCUGUGAGUCAGAGGGGCUGACCGUCCACCCCCGUUGCCAGGCUCGUGCUUUCUGCCCAGCUCGAGUCCCACCAUGACAGCGGAACCGAUGAACUCCACGGGCGUCUACGAUGCGGGUGAGGAUUACUUCGCGUCGGUGAACAGCUCGGAUUACCUACUGGACGACGAGAGCUUCCUGUGCUCCCUGCAGGAGGUCCGGAAGUUCUCGGUGCUGUUUGUGCCGCUCGCUUACUCCCUGAUAUGCGUCUCGGGCCUCCUGGGCAACGUGCUGGUGGUGGUCACCUUCGCGUUCUACAAGAAAGCCAAGUCCAUGACGGACGUGUACCUCCUGAACAUGGCCGUCGCCGACAUCCUCUUUGUCCUCACGCUCCCGUUCUGGGCCGUCAACCACGCCACCGGGGAGUGGAUUUUCAGCAACGCCAUGUGCAAACUGACGCGGGGCAUCUACGCCGUCAACUUCAACUGCGGGAUGCUGCUCUUGACCUGCAUCAGCCUGGACCGCUACAUCGCCAUCGUGCAGGCCACCAAGUCCUUCCGGCUGCGCUCCAGAGCCUUAGCGCACCACAAAGCCAUCUGCUUCGCCGUGUGGGCCGUGUCCAUCCUCAUCUCCAGCUCCACCUUCACCUUCAACCAGAAGUACAAGCUGCAGGGCAGCGACGUGUGCGAGCCCCGGUACCACAGCGUCUCGGAGCCGCUGCGGUGGAAGCUGCUCGUGCUGGGGCUGCAGCUGCUCUUCGGCUUCUUCAUCCCCCUGGUGUUCAUGAUAUUUUGCUACAUGUUCAUCGUCAAGACCUUGGUGCAGGCCCAGAAUUCCAAGAGGCACAAGGCCAUCCGCGUGAUCCUGGCGGUGGUGCUCGUGUUCCUGGCCUGCCAGAUCCCCCACAACAUGGUGCUGCUGGUGACGGCCGUCAACCUGGGCAGGACCGACCGGUCCUGCGGCAGCGAGAGGGCGCUGGGCUACGCCCGGAACAUCACCGAGGUCCUGGCGUUCCUGCACUGCUGCCUCAACCCGGUGCUCUACGCCUUCAUCGGGCAGAAGUUCCGGAGCUACUUUCUGAAGAUCAUGAAAGACCUGUGGUGCGUGCGGCGGAAGCAGAAGGCGCCGGGCUUCUCCUGCUCCCGGCUGCACUCAGAGACCUCCACCUUCCGGCAGAACAGCGAGACCCCGGACAACGACAAUCCGUCCUCCUUCACCAUGUGACGGCCGAGGCGCGGUGCACCCGCGAGCAGGUGAGACCAGAGCGCGGGGAGCGUGGACGGGGACGCACCGAGCAAAAGUCUUUUCCCGCAGGGUCGGGUCCGCACGCGCCGCCACCUGCCGCCGCCCCCAGACUCGCUGCAGCGGGGACGCCCUGGGACCCGGUCCCUGCCAGCUGGCUUUGCCCCCGAGCAGGCUUUGGGAAGCGCCGGAUGAAAACGGAUGGCUCACACAUGUGACCGCUUUCGGGAAUAUGCAUGAAGCAACCCGGGACCCAUUUUUUUUUCUGGUCAUUGCAAAAAAGUCCAUGGCUUAAAAAAUCAAAAUAGGAAAAAAAAAAAAAAAAAAAGCCCUCACAUGUAACUCAUUUCAGGCAAGAAGGUCAACAUUUUCCGCAUCGCCAUGGUCACAGUAAGCGACCGUCAGCAGCACGAUGCUCUGGUUUGAGCUUUCUCUCAGUGUCCUGGGAGGCGCCCCACAAGUUCGGGAUGCUGAAAAGGCAGAAGGAAAACCAGCUGAAGGACAGAAGAGGCGGCUGCGUCAGUGGCAGCGAUGCUUGGCCGGACCGAGGAUCAGGCAGCAGAGCUGGUAACAGGCAAGCAGGAAGGGUCCUCCGUGAUGGGGGAAGCUCCUCGCGACAUCCCCCAGACCGCAUCCCUUCAGCAGGCAGAAGGGGCUUGAUAAAAAACGACCCAUGAAAUUGGAGCUUAGAGUGCAAUUUGAGGUGUCAGGUGUUUUAAAAUAAAAAAAUAAAUAGAAUACUUUUAAAAAGGGGGGGGGUGCCUUUCCGCAGACAAUAAUGAAAGAACCUUUGUUCAUUUCCACACUGGCCCCGAAGAAGGGUGCGUGGAAGGGACUCUGUUCCAGGUCGCUGCAGAUUAGCUGGCGGGCAGCUGGGACCACGCUGGCUUCCACUGCGGGAAAAAGGUUUAAUCUUAGAGUCUGAGGUUAACUGUGGACUCAGAUUUGAUCAACUCUCCUCAACUUCAAUGGGAGUUUAUAGAACUCAAGUUUUGAAAGGGCUCUGUAAAUAGACGAACCUAAGUGGGAAAGCAUCAGUGUGUCUUACAAAAAUGUAAAUGCAUAUAAAGGUCCUGGCACGCAAGGCAAAAGUGCCUGUGUGCUGGACUGGCACCAGUGUUCUACCUGGAACUUUCUGUUGUCCUUGUAAGAUUCAACCACAUCUCCAUGUGGAAUUCAACGUGUCUCUUAAGAGCCAGUGUCUGUAUUUUAAAAACAUGGUUUUGGCUUAGCAAAAUAAAAAAAACUGUUUGGGGUCUAGGGGUUAGAACUUGGUGCUUUCACUGCUGCAGUCCAGCUUCAAACCCUGGUCUGGGAACGGAGAUCACACACGGAGCCGCUGCAGCCCUGGCCAAAUAAUAAUAAUUGUAAUAAUAAAAACCCUGGGUCGUGUGUGAAAUAGCCAUUGUCCUCUACGUUCAGGGAUCCGACUGCGAGGUCACGAUGCUCCAGGGUCCCGCAUCCUUUAAAUCUGUGAGCAUUUGACUCCAGAAAUCAAAGCAGACGUGGUGUUACUGAGACGCUUCUUUUUUUAUUUUCAUUUUUUCUUUGCAGGGCCACACCUGCAGCAUAUGGAAGUCCCCAGACUAGGGGUCGA